GGAACAUUUAGGUUAGGGCACUCUUUCUGCUUCUUCGACAGUCAGUCGACGGUAGUACCGCUGCUGCUUCUUCACUGCCAAAGGUUGCUGUUUGAUUUCGAGAGUUUGUAUUCGAUUAAUUCAAGGCUGUAGAAGCUGAUACCAUGUCAGGCAGGAAAGAAACGGUCUUGGAUUUGGCAAAGUUUGUGGACAAGGGUGUUCAGGUCAAGCUUACUGGUGGUAGACAAGUGACGGGAACCCUAAAGGGAUAUGAUCAGUUGCUGAAUCUUGUUCUGGAUGAAGCUGUAGAAUUUCUAAGAGAUCCAGAUGACCCAUUGAAGACUACUGAUCAGACCAGGCGUCUCGGCCUGAUAGUUUGUAGGGGAACUGCUGUUAUGCUUGUUUCGCCAACUGAUGGUACAGAUGAGAUUGCCAACCCUUUCAUCCAACCAGAAGGAGCCUAGAUGAUUCUUCCAUAAUGUUUUCUGUUCAAUGACUGCUAUCUUAAGCCGGAGUGCAAAAUUUUACGUGUUGGCCCGGCAUUUAUUUAUGUCUGAAAACUACCUUGUUGCGUAUGAAAUGCAAACUUUGGAUCUUGAAACUUGAAUCAUCGUCCAUGUAGUGAAAUGUGACAGACAGUGACUCCUUUUGUUUGUUUCGUUUCAAUAGAAUGCUUGUUUUAUAUGUGAUUCAAUGCACAUGGGUUAUUUAUUCUUCUUAUUGAGUAGGGUGGUACUCUUGGAAGUAAUUUUUUUAUAUAAUUUUUAUAUGUCAUGAAAUGAAUAAAUGUAUUUAAUAUUA
Rubroshorea leprosula is the source of this 780-nucleotide messenger RNA. The record is from the annotation of a GenBank genome assembly. Lineage: Eukaryota; Viridiplantae; Streptophyta; Magnoliopsida; Malvales; Dipterocarpaceae.